UGGCUUCACUCACAUGUGGAUGGCGUUUUAACGCCAGAGAACGUGUUUGUGUAUUGAGAUAUACACGCGAGUGAUGAACCUCUCAGUUUUCUUCAGUAGCAGGGAAACAUUAUCGCUAACACAUCCCAGAGGCUGGUGUUUGCUGUAGCCCUCCACGAAAAGAUAUUUGAGAAGAUGGAGAAUUUAGUACUGAGUCUGUCAUCACUAGGCACCAUAGCGAGACAUAUUGACAAAAGUCACAGCCAGCUGAGCCAGUACCUAGCAAAGCAGAUAUGGAGCCAGCAGGACAGGCAGUGUAUUCUGGAUUGUUUGGCUCAGCUGCUGCUAGAAAAGGAUUAUACUCUACUGAUUGCACGGCACUUGCGUCCUCUGACACUGGACCUGUUGGAGCGCAAUGCUGAGAGGGUGAAAGCUGGAGGCAGCAUCAACCAUGACCUCCAUGAGCGCCUGUGUGUGGCCCUCAGCAAGCUUCUCAGCAUCAGUCCUGACGCACAAACGUUUGGUGCAAGGUACUUCGACAAUGCCCCUCCGGUGUUUCAGAGGCUCUUCUUCACCAGUGAAGAGUCAUCAGCUGUGCAGUAUGGCCCCAGAAGGAUGAAGCUGCGUGACCUAAUGGGUGCCACUUUGCGUUUCCUCCAGAGUGACUGUGCCAAGUUCCGAAUGCUCUGGGACUGGAGCCCCUGCAUGUCCCUUCUCCUCACCAGUGAUGUCAUGGUGCGAUGGUACACCGCCCACUGUUUAGCAUUGGUCUCUCAUAUGACUGAUAACCAGAAAACCAUCUUCCUGAGGAAGGUGCUGACGAGUGAUGAGAUCCUACACAUGAAAAUGAAGGGUUUGGAAGAAACUCAGCAGCUGGAGUUUGAGAAGGCCCUGGUUUUAGCCAAUCAGGGCUAUGUGACGUGGUGCCAAGAGAAGGCCAACAAGUUUACUAGAGGCCAGGUGGUAUCAGAGGACUUGUCGCAGAAUGUAGUGGCAGUCUGUGGUGUUGUGCUACCCAGGAUAGUUCCUAGGCAGCCUGAACAGAUUAAUCAAAAGGAUCUGGUGUUGGUUGACUCAACCUGCCGCAAUCUGAGACGACUGGCAUUGGCCGUGGCCUCCCAGAAACCUGUACUGCUCGAGGGUCCUAUUGGAUGCGGUAAAACUGCUUUGGUAGAGUUUAUGGCUGCUGUCACCGGACAUGCCAAAACUACGGAGAUCCUCAAGGUGCAGCUUGGGGAUCAAACUGACAGCAAGGUGCUCCUGGGAAUGUACCGUUGCACUGAUAUACCAGGGAAGUUUAUAUGGCAGCCUGGAACACUAACACAAGCCGUGUCUUCAGGCCAGUGGAUCCUCUUGGAGGACAUUGACCAUGCUCCUCUGGAUGUGAUAUCUGCGCUCCUCCCUUUGAUGGAGAAUAAAAAGCUGAUGAUUCCGGGGCGAGAGGACUGCAUUGAUGUUGCGCCUGGAUUCCAAUUUUUUGCAACCAGAAGGAUGUAUUGUAGUGGUGGAAGCUGGCACAGACCCCAGAACUCCCAUGCAGUGCUGUUGGACAAGUACUGGACGAAGCUGCAAAUGGGCAACAUGACACGAGAAGAGCUGAAGAAGGUGCUCAUUAGUAGAUAUCCGAGGCUGUCUGUGGUGUCAGACCAUCUCCUGGAAAUCUUCUGCCAGCUGACUGGGGAGAGACACUCUGAGCUGGACACAAACAGCCCUCCAAUGCCUGACAACAGCCAGCAGCACAACUCUGACGACAAAAGCACACAGCUGAGGGCGCUUUCACUGAGGGACCUGCUGAAAUGGUGUGAGCGAAUCAGCGUCAACUUUGACUGCACCUCGUCAGCUACAGCACAACAUGUCUUCCGAGAGGCUCUCGACUGCUUCACAGCCAUGCUGUCUCAUCCCGAAAGUAGACUGCGAAUGGCUGAGAUCAUUGGAAGCAAACUGAACAUCUCCAGAGAGAAGGCCCAGCACUUCUGUCAGAUGUAUCAGCCUGGCAUCUUGCUAACUGAGCUGGAGGCCUCAGUGGGCAGAGUGACUCUGAUUCGGAAACAGACUGAAGCAGUUCAGCUGAGUGUGGAGAACCACACAUUUGCUGCUACACGACCAUCUGCCGUGCUACUUGAACAACUGGCAGUGUGUGUGGCCAAGGGAGAGCCGGUUCUUCUGGUGGGGGAGACUGGAACUGGAAAGACCUCUACUGUACAACAACUAGCUAGAAUCACAGGACACAGGCUGCGGGUUGUGAACAUGAACCAGCAGAGUGAUACCGCAGAUCUGCUUGGAGGGUACAAGCCAGUGGACAUAAAGCAGAUCCUGCUCCCUCUGCGUGAGGCCUUCGAGGACCUGUUCUCCCAGACCUACUCGAGAAAGCAGAACCUGACCUUCCUCGGUCACGUGCAAACCUGCUUCAGAGGCAAGCGUUGGCAGGAUCUGCUUAAACUCAUGGACCACGUCUGCAAGUCUGCUCUCACUAAGGAGCUGCAAGAGAAAUCAGAUGCUGCUUUGUUGCAGGAGCAGUGGGAGGCACUGGCUUCAAAACUUAAUCAGACCCAGCAGCAGAUUAGGGCCUGUGAGACAGCCAUGGUCUUUGCCUUUGUGGAGGGAACAUUAGCUCAGGCAGUGAAGAAGGGCCACUGGAUCCUGCUGGAUGAGAUCAACUUGGCAGCAGCAGAGACCCUCGAGUGUCUGAGUGGACUUCUUGAGGGCAACACCAGAUCUCUAGUACUGCUGGAUCGUGGAGACACCGAGCCCCUAGUACGCCACCCAGACUUCCGGCUUUUUGCCUGUAUGAACCCAGCUACUGAUGUUGGGAAGAGGAACCUGCCUCUGGGCCUCAGAAACAGGUUUACUGAGCUGUAUGUGGAGGAGCUGGAGAAUGAAGCUGACCUGAGGAUCCUGAUUUCAGAUUACCUCAAGUGCUUAAAUCCACAUCGAAGUGUCAUCAGUGGCAUUAUAAGCUUUUAUCUGACAGUACGAAAGGAAGCAAGCUCACGUCUGGUGGAUGGAAGGGGCCACAGACCCCACUACAGUCUGCGGACUCUGUGCAGGGCCCUGAAGUAUGUGGCGCUAAACCCCUGUAACAACGUGCAGCGCUCACUUUAUGAGGGGUUCUGCCUGAGCUUCCUCACUCAGCUGGACAGAAGCUCCCACCCUGUGGUCCAGAAACUGGUGUGUCAGCACAUCCUGAUGGGAAACACAAAGUGUCUGAAACAAUCCAUCCCGGCACCCUCAGGCCGACCCUGUGUUGAAAUGGAAGGCUAUUGGGUUUCCCAGGGGGAGAUGGAACCAGGUCUCGACCCCAGCUACAUUCUCACUCCCUCAGUCAAGCUGAACCUACGCGACCUUGCCAGAGUGGUGUCUGCAGGGACUCACCCAGUGCUGAUCCAGGGAGAGACAUCUGUGGGGAAGACCAGUUUGAUCAGGUGGCUCGCUGCUGCCACCGGGAACCAGUGUGUGAGAAUCAACAACCAUGAGCACACCGAUGUCCAGGAGUACAUUGGCUGUUACUCAUCAGAUGACCGGGGCAAGCUGGUGUUUAAAGAGGGCGUUCUUAUUGAUGCUAUGAGGAAAGGCUACUGGAUCAUCCUAGAUGAGCUGAACCUGGCCCCCACUGAUGUUCUGGAGGCCCUCAACAGAUUGUUGGACGACAACAGAGAACUCUUUAUGGCUGAAACUCAGGAAGUCAUCAGUGCUCACCCCAGGUUCAUGCUGUUUGCUACCCAGAAUCCCCCUGGUCUCUACGGUGGUAGAAAGGUGCUCUCCAGGGCUUUUAGGAAUCGCUUUGUGGAGCUACACUUUGAUGAGCUUCCCAGUGCAGAGCUGGAGAUCAUCCUUCAUCAGAGGUGCAGCCUUCCCCCAUCUUACUGCACCAAGCUAGUGAAAGUCAUGCAAGACCUUCAGUCCUUGCGCAAAGGAUCCUCAGUGUUUGCAGGCAAACAGGGCUUCAUCACCCUUAGAGAUCUUUUCCGUUGGGCGGACCGCUACAGGCUGGAGGAACAGGCAGAGGCCUCUCGGGACUGGCUGCAGCAUUUAGCAGAUGAUGGGUAUAUGCUUCUGGCAGGACGUGUGAGAAAACCUGAAGAAGAGGUCAUCAUCCUGUCCAUCCUGGAGAAGCACUUCAAACGAACGGUGAACCCGGAAUAUCUGUUCUCUCAGAAACAGGUUGCCAGCCAGUUCAGUCCCUUCAUCGACAGCAUUGCUGGAGUCCCAGAGGAGUUCCGACAUGUGGUGUGGACACAGGACAUGAGGAGACUGGCUGUGCUCCUCGGUCGAGCGCUGCGAUUUGGCGAGUCUGUCCUGCUUGUAGGAAACACGGGAUGUGGAAAGACCACCAUCUGUCAGCUGUUUGCUGCUUUGGCUGGACAGAAGUUCUUUUCAGUCAACUGUCACCUCCACAUGGAGACAUCUGAUUUCCUGGGAGGACUCCGGCCUGUCAGACAUACACAUCAGAAUGACGGGGAGGACGGCAGACUGUUUGAGUGGCAUGAUGGGCCCUUGGUACAAGCCAUGAAGGAGGGAGGUGUCUUCCUCAUGGAUGAAAUCUCAUUGGCAGACGACUCUGUCCUAGAGAGACUCAACAGUGUUCUGGAGACGGAGAAGUCCCUUGUAUUGGCAGAGAAGGGCAGCGGAGAUCGUGGUGACGUGGAGCUGAUAAAAGCAGCUGCAAAUUUCCGUCUGGUCGCCACCAUGAACCCUGGAGGAGACUUUGGCAAGAAAGAGCUCUCUCCAGCCUUAAGAAAUCGUUUCACAGAGAUCUGGUGCCCUCAGACCAACAAUCGCAGUGACCUGGUUAAGAUCAUCCAACACAACUUGCGCUCAGGCCUCUCUCUUGAUGGUGGGGAUGUUGCAGAGCUAAUGCUGGACUUCAUCGAGUGGCUCACACAGCAGGACUUUGGCCGCCGCUGCAUCCUGAGUGUUAGAGACAUUCUUUCAUGGGUCAACUUCCUCAAUGCUGUGUGCGAGCGGGAUGAAGAUAGCUUCAUGACCAUGGGAGCUAUUGAAGACGAAGAUGAAGCCGAGUGGGACCUGCGUCUGGACACUGUUACCGCCUUCAUCCACGCUGCUUGUCUCGUUUAUAUCGAUGGCAUUGGCUCAGGGACCACAGCCUCCUGUGCAGACGGUGUCCUCCUUGCUCGUCGUCUGUGCUUGAGCUUCCUGCAGCAGAGACUAAGCAAGAUGACCAAGCUGGACCAGGAUGUAAUGGAUGCCCUGAGAGUGUAUGACAGCAAUUUGCCACGGGAGCCUCAGUGGGGAGAAGAUUUCUUUGGCAUUGAUCCCUUCUACAUCGCAUUAGGGCCUCACACCGAGAGCCGUAACCUGUCAAACUACGCCAUUGCAGCAGGCACCACUGCAGUGAAUGCUCAGAGGAUUCUGCGGGCCCUGAAGCUGCAGAGGCCUGUGCUCCUCGAGGGCUCACCUGGCGUGGGAAAAACCAGCCUGGUGGCUGCACUAGCAAAAGCUUCUGGAAACCAUCUGGUCAGAAUCAACCUGUCGGAGCAAACGGAUGUCACCGAUUUAUUUGGGACAGAUCUCCCAGUGGAGGGUGGGAAGGGAGGAGAGUUUGCGUGGCGCGAUGGCCCCCUUUUGGCUGCUUUGAAGGCAGGGCACUGGGUGGUACUGGACGAGUUGAACUUGGCCUCUCAGUCAGUGCUGGAAGGUCUUAAUGCCUGCUUUGAUCACCGAGCAGAGAUCUACAUUCCAGAACUGGCCAUGAGCUUUCAGGUACAGCAUGACAAGACGAAGAUCUUUGGAUGCCAGAACCCUUUCACUCAAGGUGGGGGGCGUAAGGGGCUGCCCAAAUCCUUCCUCAACAGAUUCACUCAGGUUUUUGUGGACCAGCUUACCAGCAAGGACAUGGAGUUCAUAGGAGACUUGAUUUUUCCCAGUAUCGACAAGGAAAUUGUUAUCAAAAUGGUCGAAUUCAGUAACAGGCUUGUCCAGGAAGUGUGUAAAGACAGACAUUGGGGUCAGAGAGGAAGUCCCUGGGAGUUCAACCUGCGUGACUUGUUCCGUUGGUGUCAACUUAUGCAGGCUGACCAAGCACCUGGAUUUUUUAACCCAGGCCAGCAUGUGGCAUUGGUGUAUGCUGACAGAAUGAGAACAGAGUCUGAUAAAGCUCAGGUGCUGUCUGUGUUCAGGAAGGUGUUUGGGGAGGACUUUGAGCCUUACUGCGGCCCCAGAGAGUUCCACAUCACUCCAUUCAACCUACAGGUGGGCUACUCUGUGCUGCAUCGCAGUGGUGGAGCCAAUGUGGCUCCAGACACACCGCUGUCCAUCACACAUCAGUGCUUAAGGCCUCUGGAGUCCCUGAUGAAGUGUGUGGAGAUGGGCUGGAUGACCAUACUGGUCGGCCCCACAGCAAGUGGAAAGACCAGCCUGGUGAGACUGCUCUCUCUACUGACUGGACAUCGCCUCAGAAUCAUGGCCAUGAACAGUGCCAUGGACACCACAGAGCUACUGGGAGGCUUUGAGCAGGUGGAUAUCAUGCGCCCGUGGCAGCAAGUUCUGGAGAGUGUAGAUUACAUAGUUGCCAUGGUAAUAAGGCGUGGAUUGAUGUCACUUGAUGGUGGCAUCCAGGACACAGAGUUCUUGCUGCAGACAUGGGGCCUGUUCUGCCAUUGGCUGAAGCAGGAAGGACUGCAAAGAACUGGAGGAACAAUCAACUCUGAGGCACUGAACAAGCUGGAGGUUAUCAUCCUCCUGCUGCAGAAACUCAACACCAAACUCAAAGUGUUCACUGACAUGUCUAAGCUUCAGAUGGACUUUACGCUGCUGAAGGAGCGUCUGGCUCAGCUGGAGGACGGCUGGACAAACGGAGGUUUUGAGUGGUUGGAUGGUAUGCUCGUCCAGGCCCUUCAGUCUGGCGACUGGUUGCUUAUGGACAACGUCAACUUCUGCAAUGCCUCAGUGCUGGAUCGCCUCAAUGCUCUGCUGGAACCUGGUGGAUCACUCGUCAUCAACGAACGUGGUGUCAUAGAUGGGAGCACUCCCAAAAUCACCCCACACCCUAACUUCAGGUUGUUCCUGACCAUGGAUCCUGUGCACGGGGAGCUCUCCAGAGCUAUGAGGAACAGAGGGGUGGAGAUUUACAUUCCAGGGGAACACGAAGCUGUGUGCUGGGACACACUAGACCUAAAGAUUUUGCUUCACACUGCUGGGGUGACCGGGGACUGUGUGUGUGAUCUGCUGAUUGAAAUACAUAAGGCCGUUAAAUCUGCUAUCUGGGACUCCCCAGCCUCAUCAGUGGCUUCUCUUCUUCAUGCUGCCACUCUGCUGAGCUGCCAGCUACAGAGAGGUGUGGAUUUGCCUAGCGCCUUGCAGCAUGCCUGUGGGGAGGCCUACUCUUUCUGUCAGCACAAUUCUGCCAACCAGAAGAAAGCCCAGCAGGUGAUUGAGCAGCACUUGAGCAUCCUGGACACAGAAGAAUGGGGCUGUGGGUUGCUGUGUGCUGGAGUCUGGCCUGACAGCUUCCCCUCUGCCCUCCUCUCUACAGAGGAUUCCUGCUUCUCUACUGUUAUCAGAGAUGGACAGGUCCUCUUAUUUUGUCUGAACACACUCAGCCUCCAAGGCAAACGGAGCCAGCCUCUGAGUCUGAGUGACCUACAGAGGGUAUUGCAGAACAGCGGUGUCCAUGAAGGCCUGGUGUUCUCUGAAGCAGUGGGGGGUUUGGAGGAUGGAAAUGCUCUGAGGCUGAUCCCCACGGCAGUGAGACUGCUCACAGAGAGAGCCUCUCACGGAGACUGGAUCAUGCGCAGCAGCUGGCUGUCACACUUGGGAAAGAGCCACAAAUAUGCUCCUGAUGCCGCGCUGGUCCAGGUGGAAGCAGGAAACAGGGCUUUAAAGGCUGUGUUUGGUAGCAAGCUUGCCGCUAAGGGCAAGUCACUAGCAGAAUUACUCCAGCCCCACAGCACAGAUGAAUACAGGAUUUUGGUGGAUAUGCGGUGGAAUAAGCAAUACUUGGACAUUUUGGCCAACAAGUGCAACUUUGAGGAUGAAGAAAGAUACACGGAGUUCCUAGAGGCACUAAACGCAGUUGCCAACAGGAUCGUUCUGAUGAUGGACAGAGAAGAGAGGUCUGUUGUAUGCACUUGCGCUGUCAACCUGUCUGGUCCGAAUUCUGUACUGCAAAUAGCCACGGCCUUCAGUAAAGGGACUGUGGAUAUUGGUCACCUGCCACACCCUGUGCUGAUGCACCUGCAAACCUUCUUUGAGUUGUGGGGCUACUUCAUCCUGCAGGCUGUUCAGACCGGACAACCUUACAUCUCAGACCACAUUAUGUUUGAGAUUCUGCAGCUGCUACAGUGGCUCGAUCGAUUCUGGGAUGUGUGCAGCACACUGACGCCCGACUCUAAGGGCAUCUCUGUGCUGUCUCUGCACUGGCAGUGGGUCCAGAAACACCUCAUCCUCCGACUGCCACAGCUUCUCCUGGGAGACGCUGAUGUCACGUUUGAAGGUCACCAGGAGCUGCAGGCCACCUCAACAGCCAUCCAGACUGUUCUGUCCGCCCCAGUGUCUGUAGCUACAGCUCUGAAGGGCAUUCAGAAAACCCUGGGGAAAACUCUUCCUUUUAAGCUGGAGUCAGUAGUUAAGUGUGCAUCUCAGCUCAGGCUCCUGAGUAAAGCCCUGGAUGUGAGUGAUCUAAAACUGGACAACAACAUGAUUCAUUCGAAGCAAGAGCUGGUUCGACUUCAGGGUGCUGGACUCGGACUGGACAUCAAAGAAAGUCUCCUGGAAGCCUGGGGCCUCAUUCUCUUAGCAAACAACCAGUUGGACCCUCAAAAGUCAGGGGUGAUGGAGAGGUUGGUGUCGAGUGUGGAGCAGCAGGAGUGUUGCAUGACCUCCAGAGGGCUCUUGGAAGUCUGUUCCAUGUCGGAGCAUGACGAGUCCACAGACGGAGUCCCUUUGUCCGUAGAGGAGUUGCAGCAGCUCAGCCGCAGGGCCCAGCUCUGGCCCCUGAUGGAGGAACUUGCCGUCCUAAAUCAGCUACGACUUAGCACAGACUUGCUGCAUCUAGCUCUUUCUCCUAGUGACCAGGAGGCCGAGGACUGCAUACGUCGCGACCUCUCCAGACAUCUUCGUUACUGCCUCCAGUCCACCCCGAUGAAUGUCAGACAGCUGCAGCCACUGUGGUUCCUGCUCAGUAGUGACCGGCCAGCUGAGGAGCUGCCGUUUGUUUGGUGUGAGCUCCUGUCGGAGGCUCUAUCCUCCCUGUGGACCUGCAGCAUAACCUCAAACCCAGAACACUGGCUUAAAUGGGACCCUCUACAUCCUGAGACCCAGGCGGAUCCAAAGCAGCACCAAGGAACAGAUAACCUGGGUCCAGCUCUGCUGAGCAAAGCAGUGCGGUCCCAUUGCGUACUGGAAGUGCUCAGCUGUAGUAAGACGGGUGGUUCAUGGGAACCUUCAGGAGAGGCUUUUCUCUCCCUCUCCAAUGUCAGACUUGGGGAUUGGAAAGGGAGGAUUCAGCAGCUGCAGGAUCUUUCUGCUGUGCUCUGGGACAACAUGAGCAUCCGUGCGCUGGCUGAUUUCAGGGGUACUGACUUUAGGCUCCAAGGUGCAGUCCUGCGUCGGCAACUUCAAAGCAUGGCUGACGUGCUGCCUCCCACCUUGCAGGAAGGCUACAUGGAGAGCUGUGAGAGCCUGGUGGAAGACCCUGACCCUCUUAUUGCUGCCCAGGAGAUCCAGACGGUCUUUAGAGACUUCCUGCCUCCUAAACUACUCCCUGAUGGCCUGGUGGAAGCCUGCCUUACCUGCUUGCAGCAAUAUGUCCAGAGCAAAGUCCAAGGCUCCAAUUCACUGGCUCGCUCUGGAGUGUUCUGGGUCAACAUGGGCUUGCUGCAGAUCAAAGUGUGGACACCGCAGACCAUCUUUGACCCAGCUGUAAAGAGAGCCUACAAACUGAACUAUGCUCAGCAGGAGUUGGCUCUGCUUCAGGAAGAAUGGAAAGGGCGGAGCCUGUGGUCUCAGCUGAUGACCGGAGCAGAACUGGAGGAGAGCAGCACAACUGAUGGCUUCCAGCAUCCUCGAAUCAGGUAUCUAUGGAUCCGCAUGCAGCAGGUGAAGGAGCAGAUAGCUGAGCUUUCCAGGAAGCAGGCUUGUCGUCCUCAUGAGCCUCAGUAUGGUCAGUUGUACCAGGAGCUCCAGCACUACCUGUGCAGCAUUGGUCAGACAUCAGCCAUACAGGACCUGCUGUCCCAGCUGCUCAAUACGCUGGAGGGCUCCUCGGCUUCAAAAUCCAAGUCAGCAGUCCAGGCCGUCCUGAAGGAGGAGGCUGUUUGGCAGAACUCCCAGCAGCGUUUCUGCCAGAGGUUGCUGGAGGACUAUCCCCUUUAUCCUGAUGUUGUUGGGCCAGUGAGGACGGGUAUCCUUCAGCUCCGGUACGGUAUGAGGCUGGUAGCCUCCCAGGUGGCUGCCUUGCUAAAUCCUGUACCUGGUUUGCCAAGGCUGGUGUCUUGCCUUCUGGCUUUCCCAUUCCUGUCCCCGAGCCUGCCGUCGUACCUUGUCCGGGCAGACUUUCUGUGUUCCAGGGUUUGUAUGGACACUCUGCGCAGCCUGGUGAAACUUCUGCCCCAGCAGGACACUGCAUGUGUGAUGCCUCAGUCCUGCACUCUGCUACUCAGUGCUCUGCUUUAUGUCCAGUGUCACACCUUGUCAACGGGAGAGUUCAGCCACGAGGCACGCAGCAUCUUCAGACACAUCUGUCAGGCUUUGGUGAAUGAGUGGGAUGAGCGAGAGAGGCGAAGGAAAGAGCAUGAAGAAAUGGAGGCCAGUCUUUACCGCAGCCGUAGCCGACUGCACGGCUCAGGACUGACUGAGGAUGAACAGGAGGAGCGAGACUUCAGACGACAGUUUCCUCAGUUCAACAAGGACUUUGCAGACAUCGUGUCUGAGCCAAGUUUAGAAGGAGCAGCUGGCACAAGUCUAGAAGGGCUCGAAGACAAAACCCCCGAAGAGUCUUUUGAGAUGAAGGCGUUCUCUCCCGCUACCCUGAAUACAGUGAUCCAGGUUCAUCAGCGCCUGUGUCUGGGAUAUGCUCAAUCGCUUUGGUACAAGAGCACAGCACCAGCCAAUCACAGUAAAGAACACAUCAAAGCCCUGCUUUCGUCUUAUCAGAUUGCUUCUCCAGUGAUGUCACACUUCUAUCACCUCAUUGACUCUGACCUGGACCAGCAGCUGACAGGCAGUGAACUGCUGCUCUCUGCCAUCCUCCAGAACACUGUGCAGGGCUCUGGUGGUGGCGAGGGUCUGGCCAUCACCCCUGAUGGACCCUAUGACUUCUACCAGCACCCUAACAUGAGCGAGGCCUCUCUCUGUCUCCCUGUGUUGGAACAGUUGAGUGUGGCAGUGAAGCAGAGACUAGAGGACUGGCCUGGACACCCUGCCCUCGAACAGCUGAAUGUGGUGAUGGAGAGAAUCAAGGCUUUCAAUCUGGCCAGCCCGGUGGCUAAGUUUCUGAACGGCCUAGAGAUCCUGCUCAGCAAAGCACAGGACUGGGAGAAUAACGCCAGCCGUUCAGUGUCUCUGCGGAAGGAACUGGAACCCGUCACACAGCUCAUUAUUCAGUGGCGCAAGCUGGAGCUCAGUUGUUGGUCGCGCAGUCUUGACAAUGCAAUGAAGCGUCACACAGAGAAGUCCACCAAACACUGGUUCUCUGUCUACCAGCUGCUGGAGCGAUACCUAGAGGAACAGAGGACGGAGACUUGUACAGCUGAAGGGGUAGAACACCUUUCCCUGUCUUCAGUGUCCUCCACCCUUCAGGCCUUUCUGGAGGGCUCCACCCUGGGGGAGUUCCACACUCGUCUGAACAUGUUGCUCACAUUCCACUGCCACCUCCUGCUGGUCCCCCCGCAGUCCGGGCAAGAGCCUUUGUCCAGUCUUCUCUGGAACCUGUACAAAUACUACAAUCAGUUUUCUCAAGGCAUUCAAACCAAAAUUACUCAACACAGGCAGACCAUUGAAAAGGACCUCAAGGACUUUGUCAAGAUCUGCAAAUGGAAUGAUGUCAAUUUUUGGUCCAUCAAACAGUCAGUGGAGAAGACCCAUCGUACACUCUUCAAGUUUAUCAAGCAGUUUGAAGAGGCUUUGAAUGGUCCGAGUAUUCCUGCUCUGGUGGAGCAGGGAAGCGGCGCGAGCUUGGACAGUGUGGACGCUAACCCACAGGAAAUGCCCAUCCACAGAGUUCACCAGUUGCUAAAGAGCACCCUGCCUUUAAAGUGCAGGAUUCUACAGACUGAUGGAGAAGAAGAAGAAGGAUUCAAAGCUUCUUCUCUACAAAUAUCUCUGCCUGUACUGUCCAGGAAGAUGAAGAAGAUGUGCAUCCAGCUGCUGAAGAAAAACCCUGUCCCUGAGCUGGCUGAAGACUUGGACUGCUUCACUGGCGAGGUCAUCAGCAACUUGCGGGACCUGCAGAGCCUCACAAUAAACACAUCAGCAGAUAAAGACAAGCAGAAAGCUGAGAUAAAGCACAUCCUACAGCAGAAACAGAGGGCAUUGUCUGACCUGUUCAAGAUGCUCACAGAAAUAGGUCUGUCGUACCGCAAAGGCCUAAUAUGGAACAGGACAGCAUAUGCAGAGAAGGCUCUGUACAUGCAGCCGCUGGAGAUGACGACCGCUCUCUCAGCUGUCAAGACUCAGGAGAAUGCAGAGAGCAUGUUGUUUGCUGAGUUGCUGACAGCAUGGGACGGCUGUCAGAAGUACUUCUAUCAGUCUUGGGCCAGGAACACUGCCCUGCAGACUGCUUUGCAGCACGCUGCUAAGGAGCUGGGUCUGGGGAAUGUAGAGCGAUGCAGGGGUUUCUCCUCUCACCUCUUCAAGCUGCUCCUCAAACAGAGGCGACGGCUGGCCAAACUCAUUGAACAAUGGGUCCAUCUCAGGAGGCUAACUGACAAUGUCCAGGGCAUCAAGGCCUACCUACAAAGCCAGAGUGAGGAGCCAGGCUGCACCCUCCCACCCCAAGCCUCUCUCCAGGACUGGGUGAAGAGGGGCCAAGCGCUCGCAGCCCAGUGUAAUACCCUUUUGCAGCAGCUGGCCUGGUUGCUGCACUGCUGCCCCGAAGACCUUCAGAAGGAGGAGGUGAGCAGCUGCAAGCAGCACACCCUGAGGUGUCCAUCCCCACUGGCAGCGCAGCGACAACCCCCUGGCUGCUUGAUGAGGAGGGGUGACGCUGCAUGGUGCCAACUACAUCAGCGUGUCACUACAAUGCUGGAGCAGACGCAGAGCCUGAAGGUGGAGCUGGACUGUGCAGCACAGCCAAUCUCUGAUGGUGUUCUUCAUACAUGGAACUACUUUACCGAAUGCUGUUCGGCCUUCAACCGUCUGGGAGCUAUAGGGGCUCAGAUGCCCAUUGUGGAGCAGAUCUUCACCUCAGAUGUGUGUGUCGGCACUCCAGACAACCAACCAGCUGUAAUCCAGAGUCUCCAGUAUGUGAGAGGACAGGUGGAGGCCACCGUCACAGAAUUCACCACGUGGAGGAUUCAUGUGCUCUCCCUGGGACACGAUGACACAGAUCACCAGCAAACCUUCUGUACGGAGUUCUCUGCUGAGCUUGAAGUAAACAUCAACACAUUGUUGUGUUCUGUCCAGACACUCGUGAAGAAACGGGAGAGAGUACAACAAAGGGAGCAGCAUGGAGACACCAAGAGAGAGGGUGCCAAAGAGGACAAGGAGGAGCCUCUGGAGGACCUGCUAAAGCCUGGUCACCUGACUCGCCUGCUGGAGGAGGAACUGGAGGCUGAGGUGGAGGCUCUGCGUGUGGGAGAUGUUAGUACUGGGCUGGAGAGGCUUCUGUGCCACCUAAAGACACAAAGGGACUCCUCUCAGCCGCCACACUUCCAGGAGGUAAACAGGGCGUGCAGGAUGCUGGUUCGUCUGGAGCCUCUACUAGGAAUUUACUCUGACCUUGUAUGCUACUACCUGGCUGUGUCACUGGGAGCACAUAGAAGCACAGGCAAACUUCUGUCUGUACUGGCCAGCAUCUUCACUGAACUCGCUCAGAAGGGUUUCUGCCUGCCUCAGGAGCUUAUGGCUGGAGAUGGAGAAGGAGCAGAACAGUUUCACGAUUAUGAAGGUGGUGGUAUAGGAGAGGGAAAGGGCACGAAAGAUGUCAGCGACAAGAUCGAGAAUGAAGAUCAGCUGGAGGACACCUUCAAGGAGGGGGAAGAAAAGACUGAACAGCAUGAGAAAGAGGAUAUUAAGUCAGAAGACAAUGCCGUUGAGAUGUCAGAGGACUUUGAUGGCCAGAUGUGCGACGCUGAUGAGAAAGAACCAGGUGACGACGAGGAAUCAGAUAAAGAGGACGACGAAGAACUGGACAAAAAAAUGGGUGACCUGGGUGAAGGCCAGACAGAUACACUGGAUGAAAAAAUGUGGGGAGAUGAUGAUGAUGAUGAUGAGGGGGAGGAGGAAGGAAGUGACAAGGAGGAGGAGUCUGGUCAGGGCAUGGAUCAGGGUGAGUCUGAGUUGGUUGCCAAAGAUGACAACCUGGAUGCAGCAGACCCCAAAAAAGAUCACAAGAACCAGGAUGAAGACCAACAGAUGGACGAAGAGGAGAAAGACAUGAUCAAUGAACAAGGAGAUGAGAGAGAGUUUGAUGAAAAUGAAGUAGACCCCUACCAAGGUCAACAAGACAAGAGACCUGAGCCCGAGGCCAUGGAUCUGCCUGAGGAACUCGAUCUGGACCAGGGUGACAAGGAUGGAGAGGAUAAUGAUGAUGGAGAUGAGGGUGAAGGUGAAGGUGAAGAGGAUAAUCCAUUUAACAUCGAUGACAGAGGGAUGGAAGCAGAUCAGGAUGAGGAGGAGGAUGGUGAGAAAGAUGGAGGAGAAAACGAGCAAGGAGCAGAGGAGCUGGACAAGGACCAAAAUGGAGAAGAAAACAAUGGGGAGCCUGAAACUGCAGAGGAGAAGGAGGGAGGAGAGGAAGCAGAAAAGGAUGAUUCGGCUGAUAAAGAUGAAGAAGAGAAGGACGAGGAAAGGGAGCGGGAGUCAGGAAGAGACGAGGACACGAAGACUUCAUCAAAUGAAAAAGGGCAUGAGCCAAAGGAGGAGGAGGAAGGUGGUGGUGAAGAUGAGGAGCUGCCCGAGUGCGCUGAGAGGAAAUGGCACGACACCGACGGUCAGACAGGAGAGGACAACAUUCAAAGCGACACUGCUGUGGAGCUGGCAGGAGAAGCCUCGGAGAGAGACGAGGCCAAAGAGGAGCAUGGCAGUGGAGCAGCUGACGCCAGCCAGUCUGAGGGCCACCAGUCAAAGCUGACAGCAACAAUGGCUUCACACAGACAAACUCAGAGUCAGACUCAGAGCUUGAAGAGGAAACCUGGCCAAGCAGAUAGUGAACGCUCUAUAGGCGACUACAACAAGCCAGUCAACAAGCGCCUGCGCACAGUCGAAAGAAGCAAAGAGAGCCUCGAGAACAACAGGCAGAGCGACACCCAGCAGGUGUCAGACCUGUACGAGCACAUUAAGCACGGAGACCAGAACUAUGACACUCAGACAUAUGAUGUGGCCAGUGCAGAGCAGGAGAGCACAGCAGGGCCUCGGGGCCAGGAUGAAGAUGACAAAGAAGAGGAUUUGUCCAUGGAGACAGAGGACCAGGAGGUUGAUCUGCAAGCGGCUGAGGUCCAGGAGCUGAAGCCUGAACAGCUGGACUCCUCAAAGGCUUCCCAGACAGGUGUAGACCCUGGAGAGAUGGAGGUCCAGAGGCAGGGAGAGGAGCAGGAGGACGAGAGGUGGAAAGAAAAACAACAAGCCGAAGAAGAAGAGCGAGCAAGCAGAAGCACAGACUCUACAAUUCAUGUUGUUCCUGAGCUGCUUCUGGACUCUGCGCAGGAGAAAGCACAGAGGAGAGACCCAGAAGAAACAAGGAGGGAGAUGGAGCUGCAGCUGGAGGCCUGGCACAAACUGGCCCCGGGGACUCAGGAGGAGGAGACUGUAGCGGCUUCCAUGUGGCAGCAGUACCAAACUCUGACCUCGGCUCUCUCUCAGCAGCUGUGCGAGCAGCUCCGUCUCAUCUUGGAGCCCACACAGGCCGCCAAACUAAAGGGUGAUUACCGAACAGGAAAGCGUCUGAACAUGAGGAAGGUGAUCCCUUAUAUCGCCAGUCAGUUUCGCAAAGACAAGAUCUGGUUAAGGCGGACGAAGCCCAGCAAGAGAGAGUACCAGAUCUGCCUGGCUGUGGACGACUCCUCCAGCAUGGUGGACAACCACUCUAAACAGCUGGCAUUUGAAUCCCUGGCAGUGAUUAUCAAUGCCCUCACUCUGCUGGAGGUAGGCCAGGUGUCUGUCUGUAGCUUUGGGGAGCAGGUGCAGCUGCUGCAUCCCUUCCAGCAUCAGUUUAAUGACGAGUCUGGGGCUCGGAUUCUCAGGCUCUGUCAGUUCCAGCAGAAGAAGACCAGAAUAGCACAGUUUUUGGAGACCUCAGUUAAAAUGUUUCUGGCAGCACGGCAGCAGAUUCCAGGAUCUAUGAACUCAGAGACAGCCCAGCUGCUUGUGAUCGUGUCUGAUGGUCGGGGGCUCUUCCUGGAGGGAAAGGAGCGGGUAAUGGCCGCUGUGCGUGCAGCACGCAGCGCUGGUAUCUUCAUCAUCUUCAUGGUGCUGGACAAUCCGAACUCCCGGGAUUCCAUUCUAGACAUCAAGGUGCCCAUCUUCAAAGGGCCAGGAGAGCUGCCAGAGAUCCACUCCUACAUGGAUGAGUUUCCCUUUCCCUUCUACGUGAUCCUGCGAGACAUCAACGCCUUGCCAGCAACACUCAGCGACGCACUCAGGCAGUGGUUUGAACUUGUUACUGUGGCUGAGCAGUAGGCUGAUGAGGAGCCAUCUUUUUACAGGAAAGAGGGAAAUGGGCAGCAGCCACCGCAAAAUGCCAGUCUGCUGCUAGCCUGUCAGAGAUCAGAGACUGAGCUGUAAAUGUGCCUUUAUUUUCUUAUUAUUACUGUAGGUUCUAGUCGAGCUGGAUAGCAAGUGUUGCUGUUUUGUCUGCAUCAGGGGAAUUUGGUGUCUUUUGUCAUGUAACAAAGGAUUGCUUUAACUUGCACGUCUGAAAUUAAAUAACAGAAACAAAAAUGUGAUUUCCAUGUGCGUGAAAUACCGUAGUUAAGCAUCAGUAAAUACCUCUGUCCCUGUAUGAUAGCCCUGUUUUACAUUUGUUUGAAUGUUUAGUCAGUGUUAUGAAGAUCAAAGAAUUAUCUUCACCCUGAGCACAACAGCAGGACUGAGCUUUGUAUAAUAGAAGCCUUUUUCAAGGCUAAACUGAACAGUAGCAUGCUGGAGCUGAUAUUAAAGGAACUCAAACAUGUGCCUUGGAAAGAACAGCACUGCAUCUCAUGUCACACCUCAAGUAGCAGGUGACAGAUCAGGAUUUUUACUAGUUUGUUUCAGUCAUGUACUGUGAAGCACAGCAGCUGCAGAGUCCGCUUUUUAUAAAGGCCUCUGGGAGAACCCAUCUUUGUGCUUUAGAAACACUUCAGUUGUGUUCAUCUUCCCUUUGUAGUGUGACACAGCUGACUGUCUGUGGAAACAUGUUCAUGAUGUGUACUGAAAUGUGUGUUCUUUAAUGUGGACAUACAUGUAUACAUAUUUAACGAGUUAAUUGCAUCUGUCUAUUAAAUCAUGAGAUGAACAAAA
Maylandia zebra (zebra mbuna) is the source of this 17595-nucleotide messenger RNA. It is a transcript of the gene mdn1, whose product is annotated as midasin AAA ATPase 1. Gene Ontology annotation, cellular component: preribosome, large subunit precursor; nucleus. Gene Ontology annotation, molecular function: ATP hydrolysis activity; ATP binding. The record is from RefSeq and is a predicted model, not a curated record. Gene Ontology annotation, biological process: ribosomal large subunit export from nucleus; ribosomal large subunit assembly. NCBI's taxonomy places the organism in Eukaryota, Metazoa, Chordata, Actinopteri, Cichliformes, Cichlidae.